Messenger RNA from Arabis nemorensis, 1728 nucleotides. The record is from the annotation of a GenBank genome assembly. Lineage: Eukaryota; Viridiplantae; Streptophyta; Magnoliopsida; Brassicales; Brassicaceae.
AUGAGUUUGUGCUCUGAUCGCAGCGACAUAAUAGAAGAGGAGAAGGUUUUGGAGGACUUGACGUCCAAUGUGAAGCAAAUACAAGACAAUGUAUUGGAGGAGAUACUCACACUUAACGCUAACACCGAGUAUCUUCGACGUUUUCUCCAUGGGAGUUCUGACAAAGAGCUCUUUAAGAAGAACGUUCCCAUGUCGACCUACGAGGAUGUUAGGCCUUUUAUCCAGCGUGUCGCGAAUGGAGAGCCCUUUGAUGUUAUUUCUGGAAAACCCAUUACCAGAUUUCUUCUAAGUUCCGGAACCUCGGGAGGAAAACGGAAGAUGUUUCCUUGUAACAACAAGUAUUUGGAAAACUUGAAUUCAUCUACUAUUAUCGCUCGCUCACAUAUUGAUGGCCUCGAGCAUGGAAAGGGAAUGGAGUUUAACUUUUGUACACCAGAGAACACAAUUUCUUCUGGUUUGCCCGCCUCAGCUGCUACGACGAGCUUCUUCAAGAGUGAUUAUUUCAAGAACCGACCAUCGUAUUGGCAUUGGUCAUACACAAGUCCUGAUGAAGUUAUAUUAUGUUCAGACAACAAACAGAGUUUAUACUGUCACCUUCUGUGUGGUAUUGUUCAAAGAGACGAGGUAGUGAAGGUUGGUGCCGCCUUUGUUUCUAUCCUGGUCCGAGCAAUCAUUUUUCUUGAAAAGUUUUGGAAGGAAAUUUGCACUAAUAUCCGUUCAGGUUCUCUUAGCAUGUGGAUCGCUGAUAUUAGCUGUAGGGAUUCUGUUUCAAAAAUCCUUGGAGCAGCUAAUCCCGAAUUGGCAGAUCUCAUCGAAAACGAAUGCAACCAAAAAUCAUGGGAAGGUAUAAUCCCAAGACUUUGGCCUAAAACCAAAUUCAUUGAAAGCAUUGCAACUGGUCAAAUGGCUCAACACAUCCCAACAUUGGAGUUUUACUCCAACAAGCUGCCUUUGAUUUCAUCGAGUUACGUUUCUUCUGAAACAAUGUUUGGGAUUAACAUGAAUCCUCUAUGCAAACUAGAAGAUAUAUCCUACACAUUUAUGCCGAAUUUGUCAUAUUUCGAGUUCCUACUUGUUGAUGGGGGCAAAAAAAUCGAAAUUGUUGAUCUUGUGGAUGUCAAGUUAGGGUGCUAUUACGAGCCCUUGGUCACAAAUCAUUCUGGCUUACACAGAUAUAAGAUGAGUGAUAUUUUAAAGGUGACUGGAUUUUACAAUAGUGCACCUCAGUUUAGAUUUGUGCGUAGAGACAAUCUGGCUCUAAGUGUUCACUUGGAGAUAACUACGGAUGAAGAACUUUUAAAUGCGGUGGGACGUGCAAAGAUGAUUCUUGAAUCAUCAAAUUUGAUGUUGAUGGACUUCACAAGCUAUGCCGAUAUCUCGAUUGUUCGAGGUCAUUAUGUUCUUUACUGGGAGCCCAAAGCAAAAUACAACAAUGAUGUAGCUGAAAUUGAUAAUAAGGUUUUAGUAGAUUGUUGCUAUGUGGUGGAGGAAUCAUUGAACAACUUUUAUAGAGAAUUCAGGGGUAAAGACGGAUCAAUUGGAGCUCUUGAGAUAAGGGUGGUGCAACAAGGAACUUUCGAUGCUCUCAUGGAGUUUUUCAUCACUCAAGGUGCUUCUUCAACUCAAUACAAAACCCCCAUUUGCAUCAAAUCUUCCGAGGCCUUAGCGAUGUUAGAAAAAAAGGUCCGGGCUCGAUUUUUUACUGAUAAGUCCCUUCUUUUGGAAUGA